AUUGCAGACACGGAUGUGAAGAAAUCCAAACUCAUGACAGUAUGGGUGGUGUGUGAUGGGCUCAAAGACAAAACAGCAGCAACAUAAAGAUAGAGAAGUGCCUCACAAUGUGUGCCUGCUGACACAGAAUGGUGCAGAAUGGCUCUUUGGAAAUUAUUUCUGGUUUUUGUGCUUCAGUUUGAAGCAGGAAUCAGUGGUGGACCAUACUUUCUCUAUCACAGACCAGGAAAUUAUGUCAUUUUGCCCUGUGACAAUGCACCUGAUAUGUGCUCCACGGUUACCUGGUUUUACAACAGAGAGCCAUCUCAGACAAUACAGGUGGUUUAUCAUGGAGAUGUUAAGAACUCAACCCAAGCUGCUAGACUAAGUCUUCACAGUAACUGCUCUCUGUGCAUCAACAACAUCACUACUGAGGAUGCUGGUGUUUACAACUGUCGGCCUGAGGGGACCACUGGCCAGGACACAACUGUCUAUCUAAAUAUUUUGACUAUUUCAGCAUCUCCAUCAAACCCUGACCUACAGACGAAUGGAAGCAUCACAUUAAAGUGCUCUCUGUUCAGACUCAGUAGCCUCCCUUGUGACGAGAUAAGCAUCCGCUGGGUGGAUGACACAGGAACUGUGCUGCUUGAUAAAGUCAGAUACACUGGACGCACGUGCAUUUCACUUCUAACUGUGAAGCUUCACAGUGACCAGAACAAACGAUACACCUGCCAGAUUGUUGAGGAAAACAAUGUGAAGAUGGAAGCUCACUACACACCUGUCUUCAUAGACUUCAGAGAGUCCAUGGAGCAGUCUCCGCUGAGCUAUGCCAUGUGGCAUCUUCGCAUUGCAGCACUGAUCCUAAUGAUUGUCAUCACUAUUUUAGUCAUCAGAUACAGAGGAAACAAAAAGCUCCUUGAAGAGAGCAACGUUCGUUAUAUUGGUGACUGUGAUGAUGCCACAGUGAUCUAUGAGAAUGUGACAAAGUCUGGCUGACCCUGAACUGCACUGAACUUCAGAGCACAUACUUCAGCUCAACAUUUUCUUAAUCCCUUUGCAACUACUUAGAUUUUCUUUAACUCUUUUGUAUAUUAACAAUAAUGUAAUGUACACCAUCCAACUAAAAAAAUAGACCUGUAACCAGGUUUAGUUUUUUUUCGGUCAAAUCUUACUUUCUACCUACUAAAACUGCAGUAAUGGAGUGAUCCUGAAUGGAGUUAUGCUGCUUCUUGCUUAUAUAACGUUUGAUUCCUGAAGAUAAAUAAAGCUGAAAACUGUGAAUGGAGAAGAAAUGCUCAGUGCAUUAGCAGCCUCAGCCUGUAGCAGCAUAACUAAAGGAUAAUUCAGAGUCAUCUGAACCAUCCCUAUGAGAUUUAUCAAAAAUGAAAAUUAGGAGUCUAAUCCUAAAGCAGCCAUGGCGUCUGACUUCUGAAUCCCAACUGGCAGCACAGGAGAAGAGGCAAAUAGCUGAAAGUGCUGCCUCACAUUCUUCUUUUGGAAACUCUAAAUGCUGAAUCUCAAAAGGUUGAUUCUGCUCACCUGGACGUAGACUUUUCAAUGGGAGAAACGUUUCAUCACUCAUCACUCUCAGCUGACUGCAGG
Molecule: messenger RNA, 1581 nt
Organism: Oreochromis niloticus (Nile tilapia)
Lineage: Eukaryota; Metazoa; Chordata; Actinopteri; Cichliformes; Cichlidae
Exons: 6
Coding region: 139-975 (278 amino acids)
Biological process (GO): T cell activation; positive regulation of ERK1 and ERK2 cascade; interleukin-15-mediated signaling pathway
Cellular component (GO): membrane raft; external side of plasma membrane
Molecular function (GO): MHC class II protein binding; protein tyrosine kinase binding
Source: RefSeq, a predicted model, not a curated record